AUGGCCAAUCCUACUUUCAACUCCACGUUCUCGGGUUCGAGUAACCAAGGAUUGCAAGUUGGGCAUAGCUCGGGCCAGAUUGAGGCCCACUUCCACCAGGCUCAACGACCAGAGACCCCACCGAGCCCUUCCUGCGUCGUCCCCUUUCGCCGCGACCCGGACUUUGUCGAUUGUGGAACACUGCUCGAUCAGAUACGCGAAGGGUGCUCCGCGCCGGCAUCUCGCAUAGCGCUGGUGGGCCUGGGCGGUGUGGGGAAGUCGCAGCUUGCCAUUGAGCACUGCUAUCGAGCCGCGGAUCAAUCGCCGGAGACGUGGGUGUUCUGGGUGCACGCCAGCAACGCGGCCCGCAUCGAACAAGGCUACCGAGACAUCGCGGACCAAGUCAAGCUGGCUGGCCGCAAAGACCCACAAGCGGAUGUGUUUAAGCUAGUCCACAACUGGCUCCGCAACGAGAAGAACGGAAGGUGGCUGCUAGUCCUCGACAAUGCCGACGAUGCCGCUGCUCUCUCUCUACCAGCAAGCAAUGGCCAGAAGACACAAGCAAGCGACGGAGAUGGCGCUCCCCCGCGUUACUUCUCAUCGUACCUGCCCCAGAGCAAGAACGGCUCGGUUCUAGUCACUAGUCGGACAAGGAGCGUGGCAUUGCAGCUGGUGGAGGAAAGAGAUAUCAUACCCAUCGAGCCCAUGGACGACGCCGGCGCGCAAGCUCUUCUACAGAAGAAGCUAGGAGAGAAAGUCGACAAAGACGGCAUUGCAGAGCUAGCGGACGCCCUUGAAUUCAUGCCACUCGCUCUUGUACAGGCGGCGGCGUACAUCCGACAACGGGCACCAAGGUGUUCAGUGCGGCAGUACCUGGAGCAGUUCCACAAGAGCGACAGGAAAAAGACGAGCCUGUUAGACUAUGAUGGAGGCCGUCUUCGGAGAGACGACGAAGCCAAGAACUCUAUUCUUAUAACAUGGCAAAUCUCGUUUAAUUAUAUACUUAAGGCAAGGCGGUCGGCGGCAAACCUGUUGUCAUUAAUGAGCUUCUUUGACCGGCAGGGGAUUCCGGAAACGCUUAUUCGAAAUCGAAGUGGGACAGAGAACAGACAUGGGGACGUAGACGCUAUCAAUGCAGACGGUGAAAAGAGUAACAGUGACAGCGACGAUAGCGAGUCGGAAACCAGCGUUGACGACGGAUUUGAAGAGGAUAUUUUUACGCUAAGGAACUACUCGUUUAUUGCGCUUACCACCGAUGCCACGUUCAACAUGCACAGACUUGUGCAGCUGGCCACGCGGAAGUGGCUAGAAGGGCAGGGCCAACUAGAAAUGUGGAAGCAGCAGUACAUCGACAAUCUUUGUACAGCAUUUCCGACAGGGGAACACGAAAACUGGGCCCAAUGUCAGGCGCUCUUUCCGCAUGCUAAGUCGGCGCUAUCGCAGCCGCCCAAGUCCGAGGAAUCCCUUAAACAGUGGGCUCUGUUGUUGUAUAACGCGGCCUGGUAUGCGUGGCAAAAAGGAAGUCUAAGUGAUGCUGAGAAACUGUCGAUGAGGUCAAUGAAGGCUCGGAUAAAAGUGCUCGGUAAAGAGCAUAAGGACACAUUAAGCAGUAUGGCGAUGGUAGGGCUAGCAGCAGACCUUGCUGGACAGUGGAAGGAGGCCGAAGAGCUGUUUGUGCAAGUGAUUGAGACGAGCUCGAGGGUGCUUGGGACGAGCAUCCAGACACGCUGACCAGCAUGAACAAUCUCGCAUUUACGUUAAAGGCCCACGGUCGCAACGACGAGGCUGUUUUCUUAAUGGAAAAAUGUUUCCAACUACGAAAACACGUCCUAGGCCCUCGGCAUUUAUACACAACAUCAUCACUAGACGCUCUAAAUGGUUGGCGGUUGGAAAACGUGGAGAUAAGCGUUUGAAAGGGUUCUAUCUGUUGUAGGCUUGGAAGUAUAAUAGGUGUUGCCUGGAAGAG
Molecule: messenger RNA, 1945 nt
Organism: Mytilinidion resinicola
Lineage: Eukaryota; Fungi; Ascomycota; Dothideomycetes; Mytilinidiales; Mytilinidiaceae
Exons: 3
Coding region: 1-1710 (569 amino acids)
Molecular function (GO): protein binding
Source: RefSeq, a predicted model, not a curated record